CGGACUUUUCGUUCGAAGUCCUUGACCUUUAAAUUAUUAGAUUGACGAUCGAAAUCCGAAGAGGAAUUUCAUAACAUAAAAAAAAGAUCCAGUGUAAAGGGAUGUGCAUGGAGAGGGAUUAAGAGUAUUGGUAAACUAUGUGCAGGCUACAAAAUGAUACAGAAUCCUUCUGAACUGAAGUGAUUUGACGGAAAGAUGUUGACACUCAACCUUUUGAACGUACAGACUGUGCUGGUGGCCCUUACCGUGGGGCUGCUUGUCUACUUCAUCAGGAGGAGGUUCAUCUACCGGCUACCUCCGGGACCAUGGGCCAUCCCUCUGAUUGGAAACUUUGAAGUAUACACUAAACCUUUACUGCACAGGGUAGUUCUACAACUGUCGAAGAAGUAUGGUCCAGUUACUCUGUUUUCUUUUGGGCCUAUCCGAACCGUCUUUCUAAACAACUAUGAGGUUGUAAUGGAAGCCAUGGUGAAAAGAAAGGCGGAUUUUGCUGGACGCCCGGCUUCAGUAACGUUCUCUUUGGUCAGCGAGGGAUAUAAGGACAUAGCUGUGGCGUCCUACUCCCCUAUGUGGCAGUAUCACCGACGUGUAGCCAUCAAAGCUUUAAGAAAUUAUCAACAAGGAGAUCUGCUUGAGAAACUAACACAAGAUAAUAUGACAAAAGUGAUGAACAUGAUGGCGACAGAGAAGGGACCCAUUGCAAUGAAAUCUCACCUUAACAAUAUCGUCUUCUACCAGCUUUAUACCCUCUGUUUUGGAGAAAAUAAGGAGAUUGGUGACUCUGAUGUAGAGUUCCUGCUCCGAGAAAAAGACCUAAUAAACAAAACUGUAGGGAACGGUCUCCGAGAGGAUAUGCUUCCGUUCCUGAAGGAUGUGUACCCGUCCGGACGUUACGUCAUCAUCAAAGAAGCUGCGGAUAGAGUGUUUUCAUUCCUUCAUAAACUCUUACACGAACACCAGGAAACGUUUGAUCCAAAUAACAUCCGGGAUUUUACCGAUCACCUUCUAGUAGCCAGAUCUGAGGCGGAAAAAUCUGGAGACGACGAAUCCCUUGAGAAAUUAAAUGAUACUUAUCUUGUACAAACCGUUUCGGAUAUCUUUUUUGCUGGUGUAGAUACGACGAGACUGACCCUAGAAUGGUUCUUGUGCUUCAUGUCUGGACUUCCGGAAAUACAGGCAAAAUGUCAUGCGGAGAUCGACAAAAAAAUUGGUAGGCGUUGUCCAUCUAUCGCUGACAGACAGUCAUUGCCUUACACCGAGGCCUGCAUCUAUGAGACAAUGAGGGCGGGAGUAAUAGCAGGCCUGGGUUUGCCACAUCUUACCAUCUGCGAUACACACGUUGGUGGGUACGACAUUCCAAAAGACACGGUUGUCCUAAUCAACCAUUUUGCUCUCCAUCGUGACACUAAAUAUUGGAAAGAUCCCGAGAAAUUUGAUCCGCUCCGUUACUUGGAUGAAGAUGGUAAAAUGGAUCCUACAAAACUGGACAGUUGGCUACCAUUUUCUGCUGGAAGGAGAGUAUGCCUUGGAGAAUCUAUAGCAAAGUCGGAAAUUUUAAUGAUGUGCGUCCAUCUUCUUCAAUGGUUUGAAAUAACACUUCCGGAAGGCACCAAACCGAACUUUGUAGGUGUGCAACGUGAUUUUUUUGGAACCGAAUGUCCCGCCGACUUACGAAUUAUCGUAAAGAAAAGAUUCAAAUAAAAAUAUCAAUGACGUUCCUCUUCUUAUAAAAAAUUCAGAUAUUUAUCUUAAGGAUGACGUUUACUCAGAAUGAAAAAAAAUUCCACUGAUGAUAAUGACAAACCAUCUACUGUGCGUUAUAGACCUUACAUAGUAGUGUUAUUCUUCACUUUCAAUGACCUACUUUUUGAGUUAAUGUCCAUUGAAUAUUUUUUGAAAAUUUAAGAAAAAUCCAUAAAAAUUUUACACUAAGAUUGAGAUUUUCUUAAUUGUGAAAAUAAUACAAAUUGCUUAACUCUUAAACAAAUGAAAUACAGUAUAUGAAUGGUAGUGACAUUAAAUGGAUACAAAGCA
Molecule: messenger RNA, 2034 nt
Organism: Magallana angulata
Lineage: Eukaryota; Metazoa; Mollusca; Bivalvia; Ostreida; Ostreidae
Product: steroid 17-alpha-hydroxylase/17,20 lyase-like
Exons: 11
Coding region: 196-1701 (501 amino acids)
Biological process (GO): progesterone metabolic process; hormone biosynthetic process
Molecular function (GO): iron ion binding; steroid 17-alpha-monooxygenase activity; heme binding
Source: RefSeq, a predicted model, not a curated record